CGCUGAUGGUGAGAUAUGUGACAAGUUUAUCUUGCCUAGUGAAGUUCUGGAGGACAGGAACAAAAGUUCAUUGCAAAAGGUAUGUAGUACACUCUUAGAUGAAUAAAAUUCCAACAUAAUUAGUCUCUCACUAUAUACACUGUGCUUUGACCAUCACGAGCAACUAGAAUGAUAAGUGGAAUAUAAAUUGCAUAUCGUUACUUAUCAAACCAACUACAAAGGGUGCCAUGUCCACAUAUCACAAAUGUUGGAUAGACUAACCUAGUGACUGAGUGGCGGAAGAAACUAUAAGAACAAAGAUGAAUCAUGACCGAGGUCCAUGGAUGAAUAAAACGUCAACGUUGUGUUAUGACUAUGAUCUGUCACAGUUUGAAAUUGGGGGCAAUGAGCUUAUACUAUACAUCACCUUAGUUCUGGGUAUACUAAUUUCACUAUGGAUACUACUGGGGAACACCUUGGUCAUUGCUACCUACAGAGCUAACAGAAGUUUACAUACAGUUGGAAACUUCUAUAUUGCACAACUGGCAAUAGCAGAUUUUUUGACUGGAAUGGUCGGUUUGUUCGUCAUAAUAUCGAACACAUUCUUUCCAUUGAAAUGGGUAUGUAGUGUAACAUACAUCUUCAUCUAUCAAUUUUUUGCAAUCGUAUCACUAGCAUCAUCAUUAGGAUUUUUGAUUAUGAUUUCUGUAAACAGAUACAUUGCUGUAUUCUGCUCCCUAAGAUACCACUCAAUAAUGUCGCAGCACAAGUCAAUCAUCAUCUCGAUCACUGUAUGGUCGUUGAGUGUUAUUUAUUCCAUGAUCAUUAUGACUGAUUUUUAUGUCUAUAUAUCAGCAUAUAAAGAGGAAAUGAAUGUAGAGGUGGAAUGUGAGAAAUCUGUAGAGAUCCCCAGGAUAACAGGCUACUCAAUUGGUAUUAUUUUCCUGAUUGUGCUAUUGGUUCAUGGAGCAAUCUACACAAUGAUAUUCAAAGCAGUCAGAAAGCUACAACGGAAGGCCAAACACUCAACAAGGGAUUGCCCAAACGUACCAGUCUCUGGUGCUAAUCUAAAGCUAAUCAAAACCGCUCUCAUUAUCAUAUGCUUAUUUACAAUAUGCUGGGCGCCUUUUGCUGUGUCACUUACUAUUGCCCAGUAUGGCUGGUUAUCGAGGGUUGAUGUUAAUAUUUUGUUCUACCCUGCCUAUGUUCUAGCUAUUGUUAACUCUGGCAUGAAUCCAGUCAUUUAUGGUAUCAGAUCUGUCAGCUAUAGGGCAGGUAUGAGUAAGUUGUUGAGACUGAAGAUCAUUCGUUAGAUGUGAUAUAUCAUACUACGAACAAUCAGUAUGCCCAAUCAUUUGUAUUCAUGUAAGGGUUGCUAGCCUGUUUAUGUGC
Messenger RNA from Owenia fusiformis, 1371 nucleotides. Lineage: Eukaryota; Metazoa; Annelida; Polychaeta; Sabellida; Oweniidae. The record is from the annotation of a GenBank genome assembly.